AUGCUCUCACUCCAGCUGCUAUGGCUAGUGUCACCCGUGGUCUUUUCUGUGUCCGCUGCAGAUUGUAACUCUACGCCAAUCUCUAUACCCAUCCAAGAUUCUCAGGUCCUGCCCGAAAUAGAAGGCUCAUACAUGACCGGCCUCCGUGCAAAGGUCGGCUCUCCAGCUCAAGAUAUCUUGCUGCUGCCAUGGCCGGAAUUAAACAAUACUUGGAUAUACGACUACGAACCGGACUGUGAUCCCACCAUCAUCUGGAAUGAUCUGAUUUGCCAAGUUCGCCGGGGCAACUACUUCUACGAGAACGAUUCCAGCACCUUUGACAAGAAGACCAAUAUGGACGACGAUGGCGGUGCUGCGCAAGAAGAAAAUGAUCUCAUUGGACAAGAAUUGGGGUCAGCCCAGUUGACGAAUUUUCCAAUCGGCAUUCCUCGAUCACGAUGGGACCAUGGAUACACAACCCUGCACGCUCUGGGCUUGGGCAGGAACUCGACGUUCCUGAACUACCUCGUAGAGACAGGGCAGAUAGCCUCGCGUGUGUGGUCCAUCUUCUGGGGCCGAAUGUGGAUAGCUGACUGGCUUGAUGGGUCCGUCGUAUUUGGAGGUUACGACUCAAACCUGGUGCUUGGCAAUAAUUAUACUGAUUACUUGAACUACGACAAAGAUGACGGCUGCUUCACCGGCAUGAAGGUGACUGUCACCGAUAUAUUAUUGAAUAAGCGAAAUGGACAGGAUGUCAGCAUUGCCCCUGCCUACUUCGCUCUGCCAUGCUGCAUUGUGCCUCAGCGGCAGCUGUUGAUCGAAGCACCACCUGUUGUCCGAGAAAACUUUGAUAGCGAGACUGGAAUGAGCCUUUUAGGAGCUUCAUACGGCCUUCACUGGUCCGCUGCCUCAUACAUGGCUACUGAUGUCGGGCUAUCCAUCCGCGUGCCUAACAACCAAUUUCUGGUUCCAUAUGUCGAGAUUGCCCGCAAUGGUACGCGGGUCACCAACGACACCCGGAUAGACUUCCUCCUCAACGGCAUCGGGAAGAAUAAGACUGCAACCUUGGGCCGGUACUUCCUCACCGCGGCCUACCUCAUGGUCAAUCACGAUGCGAACACGUUCACCCUAUGGCAGGCCAACCCAUCCACGGGCAGCUCCAGCCUAGUACCUAUCAUCGAAGAGUCGACACACCAGUCUUGUGCUGGUAGUAGUGAUGGUGGCGGUGUUACGACAAACACUCCUUCAAGUACCGCGACGCCCGACCAACCCUCGUCGAUCUCAAUUGGUACCAUUGUAGGGGGUGUUGUUGGGGGUGUGGUUGGCUUGGCGGCCCUCGCCGUCGCUGUCUUCCUGAUCGUUCGCCGCCGGAGAAAGAGGCUGUCUGCGCAGCCAGUGGAGCCAGUGGAACAUCUGGACAACAACACCGAUGAGCAUCCAAAGCCCAAUGUGUUGACCGAGAUGCCACACGACAGCUUGCCACAUGAAAUUGAAGGACCUGAUUUGCAACCCGACACGCAUCAAGUAUCAGGACUUCGACAAUCGUCAUUCGCAGCGAGAGGGCCAGUUUACGAGUUGGAUGAGAAGGUCGAUCUUAUAGAGUGGCUUACAACAUUCCUCAACGGGGAAAUCAUGGUUGGGUCUGUGAACGCGUCCACUGAUGGCACCACAUCACAUAUCACAUCCAUGGUAUCACGUAUCGAAUCCCUUGCCGGCGUGCGGACCCAGUCACGAGGAUUUAAAAUGGGACGUCCCGCCAAGAUGUCAAAUUCCAACACAUCCCGUUCUCUCACGUUCAUUCAUUCAUUCAUUCACGCAUAUCAGAUUUCAGCCAUGUCGGGAGCAAUCGCAUUCAUCAGAGCCUUGAAUCAGAAAAUCCGAGCGAACAAGGUCGCGGAUUAUUUCUGCUCUACCCACUUCUGGGGCCCAGCGUCCAACUUCGGGAUUCCAAUCGCGGCGAUUAUGGAUACCUACAAGAGCCCCGACCUUCUCUUUCCGGUCGAGAGGGAUCUGCGGUUUACUUGUGAGAUUAAUACCAAUGUGUUUAGGAUAUCCGGUACCAUGACAGGUGCUCUUACAACUUACGCCUUUACCUUCAUGCGCUACUCCCUAGCCGUCACCCCCAAGAAUUAUCUCCUCUUUGCGUGCCACUUCUUGAACGCAGGAGCCCAGCUUACUCAGGGCUAUCGGUGGACGCAGUAUCAUUAUGGCAAUGGCGGCAAGGAAAAGGUGGAGGAGAUUUCAAGUACUACUGCUUAG
Diaporthe amygdali is the source of this 2238-nucleotide messenger RNA. RefSeq lists its product as uncharacterized. The transcript has 9 exons. Gene Ontology annotation, cellular component: mitochondrial inner membrane. Lineage: Eukaryota; Fungi; Ascomycota; Sordariomycetes; Diaporthales; Diaporthaceae. The coding region runs from base 1 to 2238 and encodes 745 amino acids. Gene Ontology annotation, biological process: pyruvate import into mitochondria. The record is from RefSeq and is a predicted model, not a curated record.